Labrus bergylta (ballan wrasse) is the source of this 3275-nucleotide messenger RNA. RefSeq names its product phospholipid phosphatase-related protein type 4 (gene plppr4b). Gene Ontology annotation, molecular function: phosphatidate phosphatase activity. Gene Ontology annotation, cellular component: plasma membrane. The record is from RefSeq and is a predicted model, not a curated record. NCBI's taxonomy places the organism in Eukaryota, Metazoa, Chordata, Actinopteri, Labriformes, Labridae. Gene Ontology annotation, biological process: signal transduction; axonogenesis; phospholipid metabolic process.
UGCACAGAACCAAGCCCAGGGUUUCUCACCAGCAGUGAUUAAAGGCCCCGGUGUCUGGAGUCUGGGCUGGAUACUGUUCCGGCUGUUGUCCCGCGCGUCUUCCUCCACACAGCGGCAUGGAGCGCUCCUGAUCCCGGCAGGACGCCUGGAGAUCUCAAGCGAUUCUUCCCUCAUCACAUCUUGGAUCUGUUUGGAUAUUCUGAGGCCCGACCAUGUCUGCGAGAGACAAGGGGAUCCUGACCAAAGACAGCGUCAGCCUGCUGCCCUGCUUCUACUUUGUAGAGCUGCCGAUUCUGGUAUCAUCCGUGGUCAGCCUGUACUUCCUGGAGUGGACAGACUUGUUUAAGCCCGUGAAGUCAGGCUUCAACUGCCAUGACCGCAGCCUGAGCCUGCCCUACAUCGACCCAAACCAUGAGGUCAUCCCCCUGCUGAUGCUCCUUAGCCUAGCCUUUGCCGGACCCGCCAUUACGAUAAUGAUCGGAGAGGCCAUCCUGUUCUGCUGUCUAUCACGGAGGAAGGGUGGAGCCGGAGCCGAGGCUAACAUCAACGCUGCUGGCUGCAACUUCAAUUCCUUCAUACGCAGAGCUGUCCGCUUCGUUGGCGUUCAUGCAUUUGGUCUCUGUGCCACGGCCCUCAUCACAGACAUCCUCCAACUAAUGACGGGCUACCCAACACCGUACUUCCUCACCGUAUGUAAACCCAACUACACCACGCUUAACGUCAGCUGUGAGCAGAACCCCUACAUCAUGGAGGAUAUUUGUUCAGGAGCCGACCCCACGGCCAUCAACCAGGGCAGAAAAUCCUUCCCGUCGCAGCAUGCCACCCUCGCAUCCUUCGCUGCUGUCUAUGUUUCCAUGUACUUCAACAGCACUCUGACUGACUCGUCCAAACUGCUCAAGCCCCUGCUGGUUUUCUCCUUCAUUAUCUGUGCCAUCAUUUGUGGUCUGACCCGGAUUAUCCAGUAUAAGAACCAUGCUAUUGACGUCUACCUGGGCUUCCUGCUUGGUGGUGCUAUUGCUGUGUACCUGGGUUUGUAUGCAGUUGGAAAUUUCCAGCCUAGUGAGGAAGCCAGCACCAGCCCUCCUCCACCCCUACACCGCCCCCCAUGCUCCUUGCCCCACAUUAGCCAGGAGGCUGUGCUCCAUCACCUGCAAAUGAAGGCAAGCCUGGCCGGGGAGCCUGGCAUACCUAUCACCCCCACUGGGGCCCUCUUGCAUCGAGGUCUUCAGCAGCAAAGGCCUGAAGACAGUCUGAAGCACUCCAGUGCAGAUGUUGAAGUAAUCUCCCCACGCAGCCCUCAGAGCAAAGACGCCUAUGUGACCUUUAGCCACACCCUUCCUCGGGUCCAUACCCCCCAGGCCAUGGCUGCAUAUGAGGAAGCAGCCAGACGUCAUGCUGCCACCCUUCACCAUGCCUCCAUGGACUCCAGUCGCUCAAAGCAACUUCUGUCUCAAUGGAAAAGUAAGAACAACCACAAAUGCUCCCUGCAGGUCCCAGACUCCUUCUCCUCCUCUGUAGACUCCUCAUCUGGCCAUCCCUCCCAACAUCCACACCACCAUGGCAGUAUGGAGCUCCGAUCCAGCUCAGAUCCGUCAGCUAUGGGCAUGAACGGAGGAUUUGAUGCACAUGCAUACAUGUCCAAGCUGGCCACAGGGGCUUGUAACACCCUGCCCAGUAACUGCAGUGGCAUCACUGGAGGAGCAAGGAUAUCCAUGCAAUCUAGACCUGGAUCUUCACAGCUGGUCCACAUACCAGAGGAGGCUCACGAGAAUUACAACCCUACAUCUCCAAGGACCAGUGAAGGAGGAGGAAGUGAUGGGAUGUCAACAUUAAAUAGCACAGUUCAGGCUAACUGGCAAAGAGCAGCAGAGAAGACUGCGGCCUGCAGGACUAAUGAUAAUGGGCACAACACCCAGCCAAGAAUUAUGCAAGUCAUUGCUAUGUCAAAGCAGCAGGGUCUACUACAGACCCACUCCAAGAGCUUAGAUGAGAGCAGCAUUGGCUGCAGCACAACUGGGAGUUGCCAAGGCUCAGCUCGCUACAGAGCGCUGACUGAUCAAGAUCCCACCAGCAUCACAGGUCCCAGCUCACUUGGUAGCACCACAGGCAGCAUUUCAGGAAGUACUGGAGCAAUUGUUAGAGUCGAGGCCCACCCUGAAACCAACAGGCCAAUCAUACAAGCUCCCUCAACAGAUGGAACUGGAUCAUGGAGAUGGCGUUCCCUGGACCAUGGCACAGGAGCUGGUGGAGGUUCAGGGACAAGUGGAGCAGGAGGUGGAUCAGUUGGAGGUGGUAGUUUGAGGCAGUCCUUUGAGCUCAAUGAUCUUAAUAGAGACUCAGAAAGCUCCGACUCAUAUCGUGAAGGGUCCAUUGACCGGAAGCGUGCCAAUCAUAUUGUUACAACCACUGCCACUGUUAGCACCCCACCUAUAGUUACUGUUCACACCCAGAGCACCAGCCAGUCAGAGCAGAGGCUUCAUCCCCAGGGCCUUUCUACCAUAAGGGUCACUCCAGGGGAUGGAAGUGGUUCUGUAUCUGGAAUUGGUGGCGGAGGAGGAGGUGGUGAAUCUGCCUCUGAAACCCACUCAGUAGCCUCCAGUCGUGAGUCAACACUACGGAGAAAAGGCAAUAAUAUCAUCCUGAUUCCAGAGAGAGCCAACAGCCCCGAUAACGCCCGAAACAUUUUCUACAAGGGAACGUCAAUAACUCCUGUUUUUAAGGACUAGUUCAUAAAUUACUUUUAAGAAGCUGUAGCUAAUAAUACAAGACAGCUGGAUUUGUAGAGAACCCUGUGUCUGUGACAACUGUCAGUACCUACCACCAUUGUAUAUAUCACAAUAAUUUCAGAAGGAAAACAAAAAAAGGUUUUAUGAAGCAUGAGAUUUUUACAUAUUUACACGUAAUCACAACCUUUUUAGUGGUGUAGAAAUAAUCACUGUGUCCUUUUGUGGUCACUCCCAAGGAAACAUUGUGUAAUGUCUAUUCUGUGCCAGUCACAUGGAGGCAGGAGAACCUUUUUUUAAACAGACCUGUUUGGUUUUGAAUAUAAAUCAUCACAAAACAAAAAGAAAAAAAUCGAGUAGCACAGUAACUUUUAAACUGUAGCAAACUGCAACAAAAUAAUUGUACCAUAGCUGUGAAACCAGUGUUAACUUCCCUGCACUGUAUAUAUAAUGUGUUUGUUUGAAAAGGGUGCUACACCAGAAAAUACUAUUUACUAUACAUAAUACUGUAUCAUUUGAAUAGAUAAAGAAUGACUUAUUUUACAAAGUGAA